Messenger RNA from Scleropages formosus (Asian bonytongue), 7818 nucleotides. RefSeq names its product FYVE, RhoGEF and PH domain-containing protein 5-like. Gene Ontology annotation, cellular component: cytoplasm. Gene Ontology annotation, molecular function: metal ion binding; guanyl-nucleotide exchange factor activity. NCBI's taxonomy places the organism in Eukaryota, Metazoa, Chordata, Actinopteri, Osteoglossiformes, Osteoglossidae. The record is from RefSeq and is a predicted model, not a curated record. The coding region runs from base 160 to 4653 and encodes 1497 amino acids. The transcript has 21 exons.
AGAACAGGAGCUUCUUCUUCUUCUUCUUCUUCUCCUCCUCCUUGGCGCGGCGACGAGCGACGAGUAAGUAAGUGUGAACAGAGCAGGUUAUCACAAACCACUUCUUAAUCCAAAAUCAAACAUCUCAAGUCAUUUUGCCAUAAGUUGCCUUCAUCACUGAUGUCCAGACGUCAGUUCUCCUGCAAGAGUUAUAGCUCUGCUUUUGCUCCAGAACCCCAUCUUGGGCAAGAUCUGAAGGAAACGGGCUACCUGUCUGGCCCCAACGGGCGCCUGGGCUCAGUGGACGAGUACGAGUCUGAGGAAGAGCACCUCAUGGCUCAUCCCGAGGGACACUAUGACGAAGAUGAACAGCUUACAGCGCACUCAGAUGAUGUCAGAAUUGGCAAUAAAGACAUAACAGGGGCGGCUGAGGAAAAGAGAGAGCUGCACGGUGAUGAGUUACCAGAUUCUGCUGAAGCUAAGGCCACUAAUUCAGUUGACACAGUAGAGGUUAGUGAUGUGGAAUCUACACCUGAUUCUGUGAACAGUGUUGAAAUCAGUGAUCUUGGAGGCAGUGACGACACUGAAUCUGAGGGCAGCUGCACUAGCAAUAUGCUCCCAGAGACAGGUGAACCCCUUGAAUGCAGCACAGUGCCUGGUAACCAAGAAAGCUAUGAUUUAAGUAAGGAGAUCACUAGCUCUCAGGUCCAGCAGCACCCAGAUAAGGAAAAUGAAACUGCUGAAGAAGAUCUAGAGGUUCCUCAGGGGGCUGGGAAAGAAUUGUGCCAUGAGAGUGAUGCAGACCUUGAACACAGAUUUUUUCAAGAAAGCAGCAUCAUUGACACUGGAUACUUGCACUGCAGAGAGUCAGCUCUGGAAAAUAGGAGACCCCCUCUUGGUGCAGACCACACCAUCCUUCCUUUAUUGUUUGAAGAAUGUCCAUAUGAUGUGAUAGGUCCUCCAUGUGACCCAGAUCCACCUCAUUCAGGGAUCCCAUUCGUUCCCUCUGGAAAUUCCUGCAAAUCAGAAGACACCUGGGACAAUUUUCAGCCUUACUCAGUUAUUGAAUCAGUGCCUGCAGAUGAGGUCAAUAUAAUAAGCACUGGGAAUCCUCACAAAGGCCAGUGGACUUCAGAGGAACAAGGAACUGCAGACAUAUGCAAACUGGAGCCUUGCUAUGUCUCAUCAAAUGAUGUGGAUGAAAUAGAGGGUAGCCACGCUCACAGCAAGCAAUGUACUAUUCCUAAAUUCCUCACAGUGGAACAUCCUGAUGUUCAUUGUUUGAACACAUGUGAGGAAAUGCCCCAGUCUAAAGAUGACGACUAUGCGGAUAUUGAAGAAGCUGGCGAUUUAGACCAGCUUGAGUGCCCAUCCUCGGAGGACUAUGUGGAGAUAGGGGAUGAUGAUGAAACUGCUGAUAUAGACCCCAAGAGAAUCCAGAAGGAUUCUAAACAGACAGAAAAACCUUGUCUGCCACUUCUGAAUCAUAGAAGCUCUCAGCCCCGUUUUAGAUUGUGUGCUAUCACAGUGCCAGCUGAUAUGGACCUCAGUGGAACAGAGCACACCAACAGACUAGUGUUUGCUGAUACUUCAGAUGCCUUAGAGGAUGACAUUGAUGCUGAAGGCCACAUUGUGCCUUACUUUGAAGACUCAGAUACAGAGAGAGACAACAUCAGUGAUGAGCAUGUCUAUGAGGAAGCUGGGCUGGAGUCCGAAGGGGAGAACUUCCUUUCUCUAGGGAGGAAGAGUAUCGUGACUCGCUCACGAUCCCUUUCUGGGAAGGUACCUGGCUAUGUUCCUGAGACUGUUCCCGAGGAGCCCGGAAUUGAGUGCCAGACCCAUGACUACUACACGGUUUCCAUGGAUGAAAACCACGACCCAAGGAGAGAUGCUGAACAGGUGGACGUAAAUCGAAUGGCUCCUUCCUCGAAACCCUGGCGCUUUAAUUUGUAUCCACGGUCUUUCUCUUUGGAAGGGCGGGACAUGCCAAUGAAUGUUUACAGAGAGACUGACUGCCCCCUGGGGGAGGAAGGAAGGAUGAAGAGAAUGGAUGACACCCUUUCUUUGCCAUGUGUCAUUGGUUCAUCUGGUAGCUUUUCUCAGAGAAGUCACCAGGCCUCCAGUGGCAUGUCCACACCAACUUCUGUGGUUGACAUCCCGCCACCUUUUGAGCUGGCUUACAUCACUAAGAAGCCCAUCACCAAAAGCUCCCCAUCACUUUUGAUUGAGAAUGACCUCCCAGAGAAGCAGAAGAAGAAAAAGUCAUCCUUUAAGCGUUUUCUAGCUCUGAAGUUUAAAAGGAAGAAGGACAACAAGGUCCAUUUAGACUUGAACAGUCCUCCCUCUCGAUCUUCCUCCGAGUCCAGCCACCAUGGUCCAUUUCGGAUUAUGGACAUGGACAGAAGGAGUGUGGGUAGCUCCCCACAGUCUCAUUCUCGGUCAGGGAAACCAAAGCGCUUAUCUGAUGACUCCAUAACCACUUUCCUGUUCUACAAUGAUGGCCAAACUAGAAAGAGCAUGCCCAAGACCACUGGCAAUCGUGUGUCUCGGGUGGAGUCCUUUGAGGACCGGUCACGGCCUCCUUUCAUGCCCCUUCCACUGACCAAGCCAAGAUCAAUCUCUUUCCCCAGUGCAGAUACUUCUGACUAUGAGAAUAUCCCUGCCAUAAGCUCUGACUAUGAGAACAUACAAAUCCCACCCAGACGACCCAUUCGAAUGGGCACCUUCACGGACUUCUUUGAUGACCCCAGUAGAGCGCCCUCCAGUGCCAAUGAAAACGAUGGCUAUGUGGACAUGAGCAGCCUCACUGGGUUUGAGAGCAAAACUCAGACUCCGGACCAGGAAUCAGAAAGUGCCUACACAGAGCCGUACAAAGUAUGCCCUACAUCGGGGAUUGCAGGUGAGGUGGCAGGUGAGGAAGACCAUGGGCGGACCUCAGAGGAGGAAGAUGGGUGUGUAGACCACGGCUUUGAUAGACAUAUUGAUGGCCGAUCCAGAGCAUAUUACAUUGCGAAACAGCUUGUGGACUCAGAAAAACUGCAUGUGAGGGGACUUAGAUUGCUACAUGAGGGCUUCAGGGCAGCGGUAAGAGAGGCGCAGGAGGAAGACGGUCAGCCGGCCCUGGAAGAAGACUGUGUGAGGGAGAUCCUGAGCCAGUUGCCCGAGGUGUACCGUCUCCACUGUGACAUGGCUGCUGAGCUGGAGGACCGCAUAGCACAUUGGGAGGAGAGCCCGAGAAUCACUGACGUGAUUCUGUCACGGCGCGCAGAAUUUUCCGUCUUCACAACUUACGUGAAUCAGUACGACCGAAACAUGGCCCUGCUGGAAGAUUGCCGCAAGCGUUCGCCUGCCUUCUCCUCCAUUGUCCGCCAGUUUGAGCACCAGAGUCCUGUGGGAGGGAACGUCCCAAUGAAACACCAGCUUCUGCAGGUCAUCAUCCGUGUUCUGCAGUACCGCAUGUUGCUCACAGAUUACUUAAACAACCUCUCUCCAGAUUCACAAGAAUAUGAAGACACACAAGCUGCCUUGGUGAUCGUCUCAGACGUGGCAGAUCAGGCCAACGACAGCCUGAGGCAGGGGGAGAACCUCCUGCGCCUGGUCAACAUCGAGUACAGCGUGGGGGGCCAGAGGGACCUGCUGCGUCCAGGCAGGGUGUUUGUGAAGGAGGGCACCCUCAUGAAAGUCUCCAGGAAGAGCAGGCAGCCUCGACACUUGUUUCUGAUGAACGACCUGAUGCUCUACACCUACCCUCAGCAGGACGGAAAAUACAGACUGAAGAACACUCUCUCUUUAACUGGGAUGAGGGUGAGCAAACCUGCCAUAGAAAACGUGCAAAAUGCGCUGAAGAUUGAGGUGGCCGACAUCUGCAUCACCCUGUCGGCCAGCUCCUGUGGGGAGAGAGAGGACUGGUUCCACACGCUCAGUCGAACCGUGGCAGAGCAUGCCAGAGGACUGGGAGCCUUUGGAAGUUCCAGCAGCGAGACCAGAGAGAAGCUGUGGGUUGCCCUUGGGGAAAAAGCACCCACCCUGGUCCCCAUGUCCAGUGUGACAAUGUGCAUGAGCUGCACCACCGACUUCUCCCUUACGCUACGGCGGCACCACUGCCAAGGUUGCGGAAAGGCUGUGUGUAGGUCCUGCGCCAGGAACAAGUACCCACUCAAGUACCUGAAGGACAGGAUGGGCAAAGUGUGUGACCACUGCUAUGCCGAGCUGAAGAAGAGAGAUGGCAAUGCUGAUGGAGGACACGUCAGUCCGCAGCCCUGCAGGUCCAGCCGACCCCUGUCAGCUGUCUUUCAGAACAUCUACUCGCCCAGUCUGUGGAGGACCAGGAGGAGCAUUCCCAAUCUGAGCCAGGUGCCGGGCUCAGCCGAAGGGUCCACCAUGAGUGGCAGUUUGCAGAGGCGCAAGCGGAGCAAGAGGAACUGGAAGAAGCUCUGGUUCCUCAUCAAAGACAAGGUGCUCUACACCUUCUCAACACGAGAGGACAAGGUGGCCUCGGAAAGCCUUCCCUUGCAGGGCUUCACUGUGAAGUUGCCAGAGAAGCCGGAGGGAGACGACACAGCCAACAUUUUCCAGCUGUAUCACAGGAAGACCUUGUACUACACCUUCAGAGCAGAGGACACCCACACUGCUCACAGGUGGGUCAGUGCCAUGGAAGAGGCCACUGUCUUGUAGCAUUAGCCAGUGGACCCGAUCCCUCCUUCGCCGAGCCUGAGACGGCCCACCCUAAGACCCCCUCCACUCCACCUUUCCCAGCAGUUACCAAGCUGGCUGUCACAAGGCCCGGAUAUAAAAACAAAAAGAGGAAACGCCUUCCGCCUCUUUAGAUCCACCCGACCAGCUCUUUGAUGGAGACACGGUGCCUUUGCACACGGAUGUGCUGCAUAAAGGAGAAGCUUUGUUAAGAGGCAAACGAACACACCGAUAAUAGUUGAUCUCCAGGUCUGCAGCGGGAUACCAAGACAUGAGUGCAACCAAAAGAUCUUUGAGGUCAACGCAGUUGCUUUGUGUUGCUGCUUCUUGCAUUUAUAUUUCCAGUGGAUACUAUAGGCACUCAUCUCUGCAGAAGAGCUAUCGAACGAGUAAAAUCAGUGCUAAAAACCCAUGGACUCCAUAUAUUCCUAUUUCCUACUAACAUUUUAAACACCAUUUCGCUGUAAGCAUGGCAUUGCAGCUCAUUCCAACAUGUGUGCCAUGUGAUGCCAUGUGUCCCCUCUGUCCCCAGAGCCCCCCGAUGGGGCUCUGCUGGCCAGCGAUCUAGUCCAUCACACCUGACUGCAGCAAUUCUCCGUUAUCUGCUCACAGCCUCCAUGAGGAGACGUGUUGCGUUGUGUGUGCUGCCGCUUCCUGUCUUAGAUCUUGCAUUUGGCCAAAUAUGCUGAUGAUGAUUUUCAGAGGCUGAAUCACUUCACUUGGUUGCUCUAAGUGUCCCUGUCCCUGUCCCUGUCCCUGUAUCAGGUCAAUGACAUGAAUCACCUCAGUUGUCUCAGCACUCACGGUGUGAUAUGGUUACAACCAAACGUUGAGUCUCCAUGACUGACAGAUGAAUGAAACGAUGAUCGUUGAAUGUGUUGGACAGACACUACACUUUUCCGAUAUACCUCUGGGUAAAACCGUGGUUGUUUACCUCAGUGCUCUUCUGAUGGCUCAAAGUGGCCCAGUCUGCUGUACACACACUAGCUGUCUUUACCUUCCGAUUAGUUUUUUCACUGACCUUUCACCCCAGGACUGUUCCGGCGGCUCGCAUGUCAGCGCUGUGCUGUGCGCGCUGUCGGUGUGGACAAAUGUGCAAAGCAAGGCGCUGCUGCAAGCCCUCCUCCUCCAUUGCCAAGUUCACAUCCUCAGGCUCGCUGUCCUACUAGUUUCCGUUGCGUCGUGCUCUCCUUGUCCUGCCAGGUCACCCCUGGCUUUGGGCCGCCGUCGCGUCCCGCCAGGCUGCCUAAUGAGCGACCCGGCUGCUCACGCAGCCUCCCGCUUCUCUCUUUCUCUCUGAUGUGCUUCUCCAGAGCCUUAUGGCUCUUCUGCAUCUUUUUCCACUUGUUCGUCCAGCACUUUUUCUAGUGCCUGUCAUCAUCUAUUCACUCAGCGGACACCAAAAAAAUCCCGCGUUCAAUGAGAGAACUGGUUUUUUCCCUCUUCCAUCUCCGUAGCCGUGCUGCCACGGCGGCGGCCUUGCGGAGCGGUGCUGCGCUGGGAGAGGUAUCGCCUUCCUGAGGACACAACAGAUGUACAGUAUGUGUUUCUGCGAGACCAACAGAUAUGGGCUCGUCUCCCUGAGAGCAAAGCCGUCUCUGCGACGGAACAGGAGGUGUGAGAUCCGGCCCAAGGAACCGUGCGGCACUGAGACAUGGAGUCAAAAUGAGGAGAAGUGAAAUAAGUUGUCAAAGCAACGUGCAUCAUGAGUGAGCAGGCAUUUUCAUUGAUGUUUCAUUCAUGUAAUUUAAAUGAGGAAGAACUGAAUGUGCACUUUUUCCACUUGCUCGCUUUUCUGAAUGCAGGAUUUAUGAGCGAUUAGCGAUGAAGAUAUUACAGCUUAUUAAAGGACUAUACAUGUUGUGCAGUGUAGCGGGCAGUGGGGAAAAUGGCCUGGACUGGAGUCAUUUAUCCACGAAAAGGAUCCGUAGAGAUGCUGGCAACAUUCUCACAUCCCAUAGUUGAAAAACAACUUUACAAACAAGUCAGUGACGUUGCCAUCUAGUUGCUGCUCUAUUUAGUUCCGCAUUUAUUUGUUUUCCUCUGUUACCGAAGUCGGUCCAGUGCCUAUGUGUGGGUGUAUUUACAGUUAAGUCGUCUGGGUGUUCUAUGAAUUCUGAAAAGUAGCGAUACCUUUAAAAACAUUUCUUCUCUAAUGUCAGGCAAGAGUGAAAUGUUCAACGUAGCGCUGUAGAAUAUCGCAGUAGCCGAAUUAAGUUACUGGCCACGUGUUGCAGUCAUUAAGCUGGAAUCCUGUCGCGAGGAGCUGCCAUGUACAGCUGCCUCGCCGUCUCUUUACACUGAGCCGUUUUUUGAAAAAACUUUUCUACCUACUAUUAUCUGGAUCUUUUUAGUGGCUGGGAGGGACUGUGUGAGUAGCUAACAGUUUCGCUGUCGCUGAUCACAUCGCCUCCUUCCGUAGGCGGAACGUAUUCACAAUGAUCUUUUUCAGUAUUAUGCAACGUGCCAAAAGGCCGAAGGGUUUGUGCAGACUUCAGUCAUGGAGAGCUCAUGUGUCCUUCAUGUGCACAUUUAUUUACGAGGAACAGAAUCACUUGGGGUCUGACGCUUCUACGCUCCAUCUCUUGUGCUCUGGGUAUUUGCCAUUUAUGUUAUUACUUCUCAAAUGGCCUUUGCGCAACGUUAAUUGUAAAUAUAUAAAUAAACAUGAACGUGAACAUUCUUUUGCUUUAUUUGCACUGGCUAAAAGUAACUCCGAUAGGAAUGCAAUUUUUCUUUGCUCACAAGUUAUUAUUAACACAGGACCACCUAUGUCUGUGGUAACAUUAGCAGCUCAAUGAUUUAGCUGUCGCUGGGUUUUUACUCAUAUAAGUUAUUUUGUACAAUCUGUAAAAUCAAUGUUUUACACUGAAUGGGGGCAUAAAGUGAAAUAAACUUUUAUUUUAAAUGUGCUCUGCUGUAUUCUGCUGGCAUCCAGUUUUAUGACCGCUGUUACCGUUACGACACGUGCUCAUAGAAAUGUACCCGUACCGCUAUGUACACGACUGAUGUGUUUUGUUUGCCUCAAUUCCAGGGGAGUUUUGGCUCAGUUACCCUGGUUUGCAGCGUGUUAGACAACUGCAUCAGAAUUUGUUCUUUAGGAUGUUUAUAUAUCUCUCGUAUUGGUUUGUGUCCCUGUUUGCGUCU